CAACAAUUUCACAAAUUCAAGGCAAUGUAAUUAAUAAUUUUAUAAUUUUAUAGAUUUUGUUUAGUGUCUUAAUGACCUUAACAAUUAUUUUGCAAAUAUCAAGACAAAACAGGUCCAUGGUCAACUGAGUCAGUAAGUGACCUGGUGACUGACAACAGACUGGCAUGGGACCUAGGCGGAAAAAAAUCAAUAGAGGAACUGCGGCCCGCAAAUCGAUAAAGGAAGAAGCUGUCAUUAAUGCUCAAGCUUUGAGAAAAGAUGAGGCUGGGAUAAAAAUCCAGAAACUGAUAUCUGAUUUGGUAUCUAGCGGUUAUGAAGCACUGGUGGUGGCCACUCGUGUGGAGGAGGACAUGCUUAUUUACCAGGGCAGUGAACUGGGUGUAGAUUUCCUCAACAACAAUGAACAGCUGUUGAAAGAUUUCCUGCCGUUUUGUAAAAAACCUCAGCCUGUUGACCCACCUAAAACCCACAAAGCGAAGCCAGAAUGUGAUUCUGAUGGAACAGAUGACCUAAAUAUAGAUGACUUUGAUACAACCAGACUUAAACCCAAUGAAACUGCAAACCAAAAUGGUGACAUUGAAGCUGAUGUUGACAUAGGAAUGGAAGCUGAAGAUGGAAAUGAUGAUACUGAUGUUGAUGAUAUAGAUGAAGGCACAAGAAAUGAUUGUCUUGAAUCAGAGGAGAUAGAAACAGACUGUUCGGGUGAAACAAGCUUAAAAUUAAAGAAAGCUAAGCUGUCAGUGAAGGAAAAAGAAAUAGAAAGAGGCAGAAUUGAUAAGCGGAAAGCUAAGGAAAAAAAUCAACAUGAUGGAAGUGAUUUGGAUAGUGCACCUUCCAAUGCAGAUGAAAACAAUGAGAAUGAAUGUAAGAAUGAGGAAGAUGGUAGAACUGGCAGUGGCAACAAAGAUGAGAAGCCAGUGAAAAAGAGAAGGGUGCGAAGUGAUAGGCAAAAGAAAAUGAAGGUUGUUGAUCCGAAAAGAUGUCGUGACAAGACAGUGGUGCUUCCUGAUGAAGUGAUGGCAGGAAUUUAUGUGAAAACAUACAAAAGAUUUAUCGUAGGUAAAGAUGAUACCCUUGCUGACUUUCUUGAAACGGAUAUGAACAAAGAGGUUCUCUGGCGCAGGGAAAAGCCUGUUUCCAAAUAUGACUGCUCACCUGAUGUUGUUAAGUGGACAGAUUCUAAAGUUAAUGGUGAACUUGUGCUAGGUUAUGCUGAAAAUGUCCUUAAGGCUUUUAAAGAUUUAGACAGUGUUAAGGUUGAAAUGAAAAGAACAAAGAUAUGUCCAUUUUGCAAAGAGAAAGUAAGAUUGGUAAAAGAAAUAGAUACUCAUAUCACCAAACAUACAGAAAAGAUGGAGGAAAAGUUGGAAUCGUGUCAAAAAUGCUCUGUAACAAUGCCUGCUGGUUACUUGCUAAACCAUGCCUGCUUAAAGAGGCAAAUGGGUAUCCCAAGUCAAUUUACGAUUGGAAGUAAAGAUGCCAGGGAUGACGUGGCUUAUUUUGAGUUCAAACUUAGCCAUAGUAACAAGAAAAAGUUCCUUUGCGAUGUGUGUUUGGAGUCCUUUGAUGAUAUUGAAAAUUUCAAGAAUCAUUAUUUUUACCAGCAUGCAAGAAACUUUUACUGUAUAUGCAGCAAAGUUUUACAGACACUGGAGCAGAUAAAAAUACAUGUUGAAUCAGUAAAAUGUCGAGAUACUGAAAGGGAACAGAAAUGCUUAUCAUGUGAAACUGUUUUCUGUUCGAGCAAUGAACUACUUGACCAUCUUAAGACAAAACAUAACAAAUCUGAAAUUUAUAAAUGCGAGACCUGCGAAACAUGGUUCUCCUGUACCCAUUUAUUGGAAGCACAUUGCUGCACAAAAGAAUUUGUGUACCGCUGCUCAGAAAAAGGAUGCCAGGAGCGAUUUAAAAAGUAUCAUCAUCUGCAACACCACAGAAACGAUGUUCAUGGGACUGGGGCUCAUCUAUGCAGCUACUGUGGUAAACGGUACUUAUCUGUUAGCCACCUCAAAACCCAUUUGGAGUGGCGGCACAGUGUUGGCGGGAAAGAGGUGAAAUGCAAAGAGUGUGGACGAAUUUGCAGAGGAAUAAAUGUCUUACGAAAUCAUAUGCAGUCCCAUAUUGUUGAAAAACGCUUCAGCUGCGAAAUAUGCGGAUUUACCACGAAAAGAAGCUCUUACCUGAGCAAGCACAAGAGAUUGCAUUCGGCUGUACCGUUUAAGAAGAAAGUAUUCACUUGUGAGGUCUGCAAUAUUGAGUUCGCUAGAUAUGGAAGUCUUCAGUACCACAUAUUUAAAUCGAACCAUAUAACACUGACACAGCCUCUUAAAGACAAAGCAUUUAGGAAGUGUCAGUUUUGUGAAAAGGUCCUUCCAACCAAAGAUCACCUUAAACGUCAUGAAAAGGUUCACACCAAAACAGCAGACCACGGUUGUGAAGUCUGUGGGAAGCGAUUUAUCGAUCGGAGCAACUAUCGGCAGCACAUGUGGACGCACAAGGGAAAACCAAAAUGUCAACAGUGCGGAAUCGAUUUCCGAUCAAACAAGAAAAUGCACGAACACAACGAAGCGGUUCAUGGAAUCGAAAUUCCUGAAAAGUCGUAUGAGCCAAAUUUUAACAUAAAUAAAGACGGUGAAAGAAUGCCUCCCUAUGCAGUGCCAGUUUUAAAUGUUAACAAUGAAGGUAAAGAUGAUGAGACAAGUCCUCCGCCAUACACUGUGAAAUCUAUUACACAAGUUGUAGUAGAGAAUGGGUUGGAGGGUGUGAAUAUGUUCAAUAAUGUGCAAGUGCCUCUGGGUGAGGCUGAACUAGGAAAUCAUUUACAACUGAGGCCAAAUUUUCCGACCGAGCAAGAUUAUUUUCAUCCCAUGGACAACCUUAAUGUUCAUCAUUUAAAUUUGUCAUCAAUAUAGUCUCCUGUGGGAAAACCGAAACGUUCAUCAUUCUAAUUUGUCAUCAAUAUAGUCUCCUGUGGGAAAACCGAAACGUUCAUCAUUUGAAUUUGUCAUCAAUAUAGUCUCCUUUGGGAAAACCGAAACGUUCAUCAUUAGAAUUUGUCAUCAAUAUUGUCUCCUGUGGGAAAACCGAAACAUUCAUCAUUAGAAUUUGUCAUCAAUAUAGUCUCCUGUGGGAAAACUGAAACAUUCAUCAUUUGAAUUUGUUAUCAAUAUAGUCUCCUGUGGGAAAACCGAAACAUUCAUCAUUAGAAUUUGUUAUCAAUAUAGCAGUCCUAUUGAAAAUGUAAAUAAUGAUCAUUUGGAUUGUUGGUCAAAAUCAAGAAUAUGCUUUCUCUUUGUUUAAAUUGUUCACAAUUAAAAUUCAAAUAUUUUGAUUCAAGGUAAUUUGGUAGAUAUUAUUUAAUUCAGAAGGCAUAAUUAUUAUUAUUAUAAUACACAGUCAUUUCAGUGGCACAUGAAUUUGUUCAUAAAUUAAGCAUUUAUUAUAAACCUUAUCAUACUGAAUAUUAGACGAGGGACGAUAUUUUAUAACAAAAAAUUAAAACAAAAGUAGAAGUUGUUUUAAAACAAAGUACACAUCUUCAAUGAAAUUAAGAAUAAUUUAUAUGUAAACCAUAAGUGCUGAGUGAGAUACUUAACUAAGGACACUGACUUCCGAAGUUUAGCCAUGUUUUUCAUUGAAACACUGAAGUUUAGCCAUGUUUUUCAUUGAAACACUGAAGUUUAACCAUGUUUUUCAUUGAAACACUGAAGUUUAACCAUGUUUUUCAUUGAAACACUUAAGUUUAGCCAUGUUUUUCAUGGAAACACUGAAGUUUAACCAUGUUUGUUUUUUUUGGAAACACUGAAGUUUAUACGUUUUUCAUUGAAAUACUGUAGUUUAAUUAAACAUGUUUUUUCAUUGAAACACUGAUUAUCUUCAGUUUACAUUAUUGUCUAAUAUAUUUAAACUGUUGCAUGUGUAUUACUACAAAGUCAGUGCACUAGCUAUAUAUAUACAGUACACUCAACAAGUUAGACCCACUUUCCGUUUCCCUCCGCGGAUUUUUGCUAUCGCAGCCAACAUAAUGAUUUUAUCGACUGUCCGCGUUCCUCAGAGUUUGAAUUUAAGGCCCUUGGAGGGUGAUCAGUCGACCGAAGAAUAACGAACUCGGCGUUACUCGGAGGGGUUAACUCCGCGAAACUCUGCGGACACAAGAUAAAAAUCUACGCUAAAGUUAUAUUUAUUUUAUUAAAUUUUUCAACCGAUUACGAAGUGAGCGAGGAAAGUGGGUCUAACUCGUUGAGUGUACUGUAUCCUUGAUAUAUUCCGUAAUUUUUUCAAGAACCAAACAUCAACCUGAAAUCAAUAUAACAUAUGAUUUUCAUUUUCAAGUCGUGAAUCAUCAGUCUUGGGUAGCUCAGUUCAAAGGUCUGGCAUGUUGGAGGUUGUGAGUUCAAACCCAUGUUGAAUUCUUCUUUUUUGCAUUUACUUUCAAUUUUAUGUUCAUUUAUCAUAGAAAUAUCAUCCAUCUUGCUGCGUCAUGCAUUUAUAGUAAACUAAAGGGUUGAUAAUUUAAUGGAACUAAUAGUAUUCCAAUCACGAAGUUGAAUUCUUCUCUUUUAAUUUUUAUUGCAUUUACUUUAAAUUUUAUGAUCAUUUUAUCAUCAAAAUAUCAUCUGCCGGUAUCUUGCUGCGUCAAUUAUUUGUAAUAAACUGUAGUAUUCCAAACACCGAUACUUGCCGAAUUUGAACUUGCAUCCUUUAGAUUGUAAAUUCUGUAUAAAAUCAUUGGGUUAAAUUGUAAACCAAUGGUAGAACACUGAACUACUAGUUCUGUUGUAUCAGUUUCCGAUCACUGUUGAAUUCCUAAUAAAAGAUAAAUAUAGCUAGGCCUAAAAAAAUAAAUUGUUUGGUUAGGGUUACAUCCUUUUCAAAAAUAGGUAGGGUAGGUAGGCUUUUUAUUUUUUUUUAUUUAUUUUUUUUUAUUAGGCUUUAUAUAAGAAUGUCAUUUUCAUCAUU
Molecule: messenger RNA, 4959 nt
Organism: Mya arenaria
Lineage: Eukaryota; Metazoa; Mollusca; Bivalvia; Myida; Myidae
Product: zinc finger protein 729-like
Exons: 6
Coding region: 165-2912 (915 amino acids)
Source: RefSeq, a predicted model, not a curated record